UUCAUAUCGGCAUUCAUCCCUCUCUUUCAUUUGACCUACGCACCUGCUCACGGGACAUAAUCAAAUACCUCCUCUUUCCUCUUCCUAGCAACGCCGAAGUCUUCCGUCUGGUAUAUAGGCCAUACCCUCCAGACUCUCGCUCUUAUUUCUACCGGAAUCUUCACCUUUUUUGAAGUCUUGAACGAAUAUGUUGUCGUCAACCCGUGGUCUGCUCUUCAACGCUGCCCGUCAAAGUACUAGGAUGUCAGAGGCUAGCAUCAUCCAGGGCCGUCGUGGCUACGCCCAACAAGCCGUAGCGACCAAGAUCAAGGUCAAGAACCCCGUCGUCGAGUUGGACGGGGACGAGAUGACGAGGAUCAUCUGGAAGAAGAUCAGGGAGGAGCUCAUCUUGCCCAACUUGGAUAUCGACCUCAAGUACUACGAUCUGGGCAUGGAGAACCGGGAUGCCACCGACGACCAAGUCACCGUCGACUCGGCCGAGGCCAUCAAGAAGUACAACGUCGGUGUCAAGUGCGCUACUAUCACCCCUGACGAGGCUCGAGUAGAAGAAUUCAAGUUGAAGCAAAUGUGGAGGAGCCCGAACGGUACCAUCCGAAACAUCCUCAACGGGACCGUCUUCCGUGAACCGAUCAUCAUCGAGCGGAUACCGAAACCUAUCCCCGGAUGGAUCAAGCCUAUCGUCAUCGGACGUCACGCGUUCGGCGAUCAGUACAAAUCCACCGACUUUAUCGCCCCCGGGCCGGGAAAGCUGGAAUUGACCUAUACCCCUGCUGAUGGCGGCGACAAGGUCGUCAUGAACGUCUACGAUUUCAAGGGACCCGGUGUCGCCUUGUCCAUGUACAACACUGACGAGUCGAUCCGAGGGUUCGCGCAUUCGUCCUUCAAGAUGGCCAUCUCUAAGAAGAUGCCCCUUUACAUGUCGACCAAGAACACCAUUUUGAAGAAGUACGACGGUCGAUUCAAGGACAUCUUCGAGGAGAUCUACCAGGCGGAAUACGCUGCCGAGUUCAAGAAGCUCGGUCUGUGGUACGAACACCGAUUGAUCGACGACAUGGUCGCUCAGGCCAUCAAAUCUUCCGGUGGAUUCGUCUGGGCCUGCAAGAACUACGACGGUGACGUCCAGAGUGACAUUCUCGCCCAGGGAUUCGGCAGUCUCGGUAUGAUGACCUCUGAAUUGAUCACUCCUGACGGUUCUACUAUGGAAUCCGAAGCCGCUCACGGUACCGUCACUCGACACUACCGAGAGUUCCAGAAGGGCAACGAGACCUCGACCAACCCGGUCGCUUCGAUCUUUGCCUGGACCCGAGGUCUCGCCUUCCGAGCCAAGCUGGACAACACCCCCGAAUUGGCCAAGUUCGCCACCAAGCUCGAAGAGAGCUGUACCGAGACCAUCGAUGUCGACGGAAUCAUGACCAAGGAUCUCGCCCUGGCUAUGUACGGCUCCAAGAUGACCCGUGAACACUGGGUCACUACCGAUGUCUACAUGAAGGCCGUCGAGGCCAAGCUCAAGUCCAAGAUGGCCGAGGCUUAGAGGGAUAAGGGAGCGACGAACUUGUAUGGCCCAAAAAGGAGACGCGAUGCUUGAUGCACAAUACUAUCAUUACUGCCCUCUACAAGAUGUCCAAGUGUACAACGGAAGCGCGAUAAAGAAUUCUUCAGGCGAUGU
Molecule: messenger RNA, 1666 nt
Organism: Filobasidium floriforme
Lineage: Eukaryota; Fungi; Basidiomycota; Tremellomycetes; Filobasidiales; Filobasidiaceae
Product: isocitrate dehydrogenase
Exons: 15
Coding region: 188-1531 (447 amino acids)
Biological process (GO): isocitrate metabolic process
Cellular component (GO): mitochondrion
Molecular function (GO): magnesium ion binding; NAD binding; isocitrate dehydrogenase (NADP+) activity
Source: RefSeq, a predicted model, not a curated record